AUGGCAACCACUAUCCCAUUCCACGGAUCAUUCAUCACACUCGAAGAACACUUCAUUUCAGCGAGGGUUCGCAAAGAAAACGAGAAAGAUGACUAUUCCGGCUUUCCUCAACACAUGGUCGACAAGUUACAAGAUCUAGGUGAUUCCAGAAUCAAGGCGCUUGAUAGUGGGGGUGUUGGUGUACAAGUCUUGUCGCAUGGGCCUCUAAAUGCAUCUUCGUCUGUAUGUGCACAAGUCAAUGAUGACUUAGCUCAAGCAAUUUCGAAAAAUCCCGCGCGACUAAAAGGAUUCGCAACAUUGCCAAUGAGCGAGCCAACGGCUGCAUCGAAAGAAUUGGCUCGUUGUGUAGAGAAGCUCGGCUUCGUCGGCGCCCUCGUCGAGAAUCAUUCGGAUGGCAAGUUCUACGAUGAUGAACAGUACUGGACGGUGUUCGAGAAAGCUCAAGAGCUCGAUGUUCCCAUUUACAUUCAUCCCACGUUUGCGUCGGAGGAUAUGAUGGACCAUUACAAAGGCAACUAUCCCACUCCGGUAGCAAUUGCCUUGAGUGCAUUUGGUUGGGGGUGGCAUGCCGACACUGGACUUCAUAUUCUGCGUCUCUACGCUGCUGGGCUCUUCGAUCGGUUCCCCAACUUGAAAAUCAUCAUCGGUCACAUGGGUGAAAUGCUUCCCUUUCAGUUGGAUAGAUGUAUUCGCAUCACGCAACAAAUGGGUAAGAAUAAAGGGCUGAGGGAAGUCUGGAAGGAGAAUAUCUGGGUCACUACCUCGGGAAUGUUUUCUUUGGGGCCUCUUGCUUGUUUGUUGCAGAGUACGGAGCCGGAUCAUGUUCUCUACAGUGUUGACUAUCCUUUCAGUAGUAACGAAACUGGGUCUGAUUUUCUGGGUGAAAUUCGAGCAAGCGGCUUGCUUGAUGAGAGCGGAUUUGAAGGUUUUGUGAAAGGAAAUGCGGAGAAACUGUUGAAAAUUAGGAUAAAAUGCGAUGGGCGGAACGACGGUCCUAAUGGCAGAUGCGGACCUUGUACUCUAAGGAACGAACCCGAGUGUACGUAUGGCGUAUCCAAGAGGAGGAGAACACAGCUUUAUACACCCAACUUUAGCGGGCUACAACAAGCUCAAGGCGAUGCUGCACCGAGCAUGUCUGGAUCUCUGGCCCCAGAUUCGAAUGGCACAACUACUCAUGCAAAUCGCUCUGGGCAGGGCUCUGUGUUCGAGCUCUCAACGGAGGUGUGUACGCGACUUUUUCAAGCAUACUUUGAGAGCAUCCAUCCGAUGUGGCCUCUGUUAUACAAACCUCUUUAUACCUCUCUCGAUUACACAUACCCCUCUCCAAACAUACCGGAGGCUUUGGUGCUGGCGAUAUUCUCUAUAGGAUCCUGUGUCGAUGGUGUACGAUAUCCAGAGACGGACGGAGGGAAUGGCUCUCGUCAAAGGGAACACUGCCCGGAACCCAAAGAAUUCUUUGAAGAGUCAUUUAACCUUCUCCAGCAAGGUGGCGAGCAUCUGUCCCGUAGUGCAAUACAUAUACUCACCCCAUCUAUCACCACUUGCCAAGUUCUUGUAAUUUUGGCCCUUCAGCAGCAUGGUGUUGCAGAGUAUGCCCGAGCGGCUAUAUUGUGCGGUCUAGCUUCUGCAAUGGCCAUUGAGUUGCACCUCCAUCGGGUUCAUGAGCAAAACGACCCUGUAGAGCGCGAAAUCAGAUCUCGACUUUGGUGGAACCUGUACAUUUUGGAGAAGAUGCUUUCCGGCGAGCAAGGUAGGCCUUUUAUUUUGAGAGCAGAAGAAAGUGACUGUCCUUUACCGUCUACUUCGGAAUCGGAUGAGUUUGAGCUCAUGACUAUGUCAUCGGGGGAAGAAUCUGGACAACGCCGAGCUAGCAUGUCUGUGAAACUUCGCACGAUAUCAGCACUUCAUACCACCAUUUCGCUUUCCAUCAUUAUCGAAGACCUGUACAAAUUGAUAUACGGUCUUGCCGCUCGGAAGUCCAUUCGAGAGAAUCCAGUCUCUGGCGACAGAAUUAGACUAGACCUGUGGGGUCGUUUAAUGCAGUGGGAGAGGGAUUUACCUCCUUCUCUGACCCUAGACCUCGAACAACUCAACUCCGUACCUGGUGUGAUCACUAAUGUCGUUAUAAUGCUUACCGAAGUCAUCAUGUGCCAUCGGCCGUUCAUACUACGAUGGACUCCCGGGAAAGAAGAGGAGAACCCAUUCACUAUCUGCCUUCAAGCUGCAUAUAGAAUGUGUGACAUCUUGGAAAAGUAUCUUGAACGAUCUACAUGGUGGCCGUGUGAUAUGGUCUUCAGUAUCUUCGUCGCAGCGAGCAUACUCUUGCACCAUUCCAAACAGAUGUCAGAAGAAGAUGGCGAACAAAGUCGAGACCGUUUGAAACUUUGUAUCCAUUGGCUUUCUGUUCUGGGCAAGAGUUGGAAAACCGCCGGAGCCAGGAAACAAUUGUUAAACGAUCUUUAUGAUUUACCACAAGUACUUCAUGAUCCAGCGACGAAUGUCUCAGUGCCUGGGGAAGUCAAAGCGGUGGCCAAAUCUGUGUCGCAUUCAGGCGCAGUUGGACACAUGACACCGCUCCCGCCUCCCUCAAAUACCGUAUCCACUAUAGCCUCUGCAGAAGAUUGGACUUUCCUGCGGGAUUUCGGUGAUCCAACAGACCAAUUCUAUGACUGGGACACAGAGCUGCGGAAUCUUCUCAACUCUAAUCUACAGAAUGACUUGACUGGAUACAUCUUUCCUUAG
This is a messenger RNA of Glarea lozoyensis ATCC 20868, 2742 nucleotides long. Its product is annotated as Metallo-dependent hydrolase. The record is from RefSeq and is a predicted model, not a curated record. The transcript is spliced from 6 exons. Lineage: Eukaryota; Fungi; Ascomycota; Leotiomycetes; Helotiales; Helotiaceae. Bases 1 to 2742 code for a protein of 913 amino acids. Gene Ontology annotation, molecular function: hydrolase activity; DNA binding; zinc ion binding. Gene Ontology annotation, biological process: DNA-templated transcription.